Oncorhynchus nerka (sockeye salmon) is the source of this 2686-nucleotide messenger RNA. Its product is annotated as testis-expressed protein 10 homolog. The transcript is spliced from 15 exons. The record is from RefSeq and is a predicted model, not a curated record. Gene Ontology annotation, cellular component: MLL1 complex; nucleus. Bases 164 to 2674 code for a protein of 836 amino acids. Lineage: Eukaryota; Metazoa; Chordata; Actinopteri; Salmoniformes; Salmonidae.
AGCUAGUUGUCGUAUCAAAGAGAAAGGCCCAUGUUUGUAAAGAAACAGCACGAGCUUUGUUUUGCUGAUUGACCGUCUUCAAAAGCUACAUUCGGCGUGGGAAGGCUACUGCUUGCACAAUUAUUUCUGACAGUGUCAACACACAUAGUCCUAUCCUGCAGAGAUGACCAAGUGCAAGAAGAAGAAGAGGCAGGAUGACUUCCAGAAGGUCAAGCUGAAGGUGGGGAAGACCAAGCCUAAAGCUGACAACGCUACCAACAUCAACUUCCGCACCAAGGGAAUAAACCUAACUGAACAGCUGAAGAAAGAUGCUAAUGCACCCACCACACACCGGAAGCUCAACAUCAAGGACCUGUUGUCCCAGCUGCAUCACUACAGUGGUACAGUGAAACAGGGAGCUCUUGUGGGACUGAGGGAGCUGCUGACCCUUCACCCCUCAGAGUUAGACCAACACCUCUCCAGUCUGCUCAGCGAGGCUGCUGCCGUCUUCACAGACAAGGACCCGAAUGUACGGAUGUCUGCCACACGCCUGCUCAGGUUUAUAGCCCAGAGUGUGCCAGCAGAGCGGACGUCUCCAUUCUUCCCUCUCCUCUCUGCCCACCUCUCCUGUGCCAUGACCCACAUCGAGACGGGUAUCCAGGAGGAUGCCCUGAAAGUCCUCGACGUUUUGCUGGACCACUAUCCUGCCCUGCUGGCCGCUCGUCCCGCCCUGCUGCUCACCAACUUCCUGGAGCUGAUCUCACACAGAAGUACCGGGGGCGGGGCAAGGAAGGGGCAGGAGGGGAAGGGGAGGAGCUGGGCCCUGUCAGUCAACCCUAACAGGAACGUGACUGGUCAGCAGUGGAGACUCACAGUGCUGCUCAGACUGGGGCGUUUUCUUCAGGCGGUAGUUGAGGAGAGGCGAGCGGAGGAGGGGGUUGCAUGUGUCUCAGGUGACAUGUUCAGUGUUUUGAAUGGACAAGGAGGAGCUAAUGCACCUUUGGAGCUCAACUGGGAGGAGCUUACCUACAGAAAAGGUGGAUUUCAGGUGUUUGAACAUUCAGGAGCCAUGCCCACUCCGCAUUCCACCUUCAAACUCAGGCCGGAGACUGAGCCUGGGGCUGGGGUGAGUGAGGGGCUGGGCACAGGGGAGGCUGUACGGGGCUUUGCCUCCACCCUGGUGCCCCUUCUACUAGACGUCUGGGUAGAGGCUAGUGCCAGCGACCGGAGCAAGACUGACAGUGCUCAUCUCCUCACCCCCGACGCCAUGUCACUGAUGUACCAGGUCCUCUCCAUACUACAGCUGCUACGCAAGCUGGCGCCACAGAGAGAAUACCAGGAUACACUGGAUGUGUGGUUUCGCAGUGAGUACCUGGGGGAUUUUAAGCAGCACUUCAUGAAGAACUUCCCCUAUGGAAAUCUGGACACCCCUAAACAAAGGCGGAAGACAGACCCCAAGAGGAGUAAGCAGGCCACUACAAUCCCAGGGCAGACAGUGGAACCCUUGGCUCUGAACGUGCUGCUCUGCCAGGUCAUGGUUUCCAUGGUUACCCUCAGCCAGAGGGAGGGGCAAGCCCAGGAGCCCGAUGCUGAGUGGCUGAUGCCUCUGAGAGGGUUUGUCCAAGAGACUCUGUCCAGUGGGGCCAAGCUGAGCCAAAGACACCUACAUACACUCCUGGAGACUGUCUGGAGAAUGGUCAUCACACAACGCAGCAUGGCGGUGACGGAGGAUCUGUUACAGGCGGUGUAUGUUCAGUACCAGCAGAUGAACCUGAAUCUGCAGACCAGAACACUGCUACUUUCCUUCUACAGCAGACUGUACCUACAGGAACACAACCACACACACAUCGCCAGGAGUAGAGUGUUGUCUCGGUGGCUGGCUGCUCUACCGCUCCAGUUGUCCCAGCUGGGCCACCGUAACCCUGCCCUCUCAGACAGGCUCCUGCUCUCCAUCCAGGCUGCUGCCUCCCGCGGGAACAAGGCCCUGCUGAACUCCCUACACACGCAUGCAUGCAGGCUCUACGACCCACAGGAGGGCAGUGUGGUAUUGUUACCGGCUGAAUCUCAGCAGCGAUUGGUCCAGCUACUCUACUUCCUGCCUGUGAUGUCACAGGGUCUGUUGGCCAAUCUGAGUCGCUGCUGCACUGCGGGACGCGUCUCUGCCGGCCUGGCUGCCUCCCUCAUACGCAUCAUACACAUCAGGUCCUCUUUGAGUGGCUGGUCAGUAGGGUCUCAGGACGCGACCCUGCGUGAUGUUGACUACAUCAGCUUCCUGUUCUCCACCCUCACAGGGUUUUCGUCUGAUGAGCUGGCCACCCUGCAGGAGGCUGGGGAUGAGAGCGUGCUCCCUCCCUCCCCCCUCUCCCCCCUCAGCCUCUACCCCACCCCCCUGGAGCAAUUCACACACCACUGGGACGUGGUGGAGGAAGUGUGCCACUGCUUGGAGACACUGGGGUCUCGUUCACAGUGCUUUGACGUGCUGCAGAACGGCAUCUGCAAGAACCUGACUGGUCUGUCUGUGGUACCAGACAGUAUGGCAGCAGGGUUGUUGAGAGCGGUGGCCAGACUGUUGGACCUGUCCUUCCUCCCCAGUGAACCUCUGCUGAGGUUCCUGUCCCGCUGCUGCCUCAGCCUACUGUCUCUGCUACUGACCCUACAGCAGGACACCGCCUCAGAGAACAACCACAAGAGGUAGCCUGUGUGUGAC